Aphanomyces invadans is the source of this 873-nucleotide messenger RNA. RefSeq lists its product as hypothetical. The record is from RefSeq and is a predicted model, not a curated record. Bases 1 to 873 code for a protein of 290 amino acids. The transcript has a single exon. NCBI's taxonomy places the organism in Eukaryota, Oomycota, Saprolegniomycetes, Saprolegniales, Verrucalvaceae.
AUGAAGGGCCUCUUUGUCGCUGCUAUCGCUGCCGCCGCGUCGGCGCAAACCAUUACCCUUGCCCCGACAUCGGUCCCUUGCCCAACGCCGUUGGAUGUGUUCGCCGUGUACGAUCUUGUGCCGUGUACGGACCCUCCGCGCACGACGAUGCCCACGGCUGCACCAACCCCUGGUCCAACCAACUCGCCCACUCCCAACCCUACCAACUCGACCACCCCGACCACGACGGCGACCAUCGUUACGACCACAGCCCCCACCACGAAUGACCCCACGUACCCCACGAGACCCCCUUCCACACCUGCGCCAGUAAGUCCCACCACCACAGCGACUACAACUGCAGCGCCAGUCACUCCGACGACUACCGCAUCGAUCACGACUGCGGCACCCGUCACUCCAACAUCGGCGGCCCCAGUGACCCCUACGACCUCGAAGCCAUCGACACCUACCACCGCCACCCCUGGCACCUCGAGCCCUUCCACGCCGACGCCGUCGACACCGACAUACCCGACCAACGCGCCAACAACAACCAGUGCGAACCCAUCGGACCCUGUCUCUACCACCUCUACGCCAUCGACUACCCAGAAUGGCAACUGGACCAACUCGACGACUAUUCCUGCCACAACGGCCGUCAUUGUCCCUCCCACAUGCACUCCAGUGAGUGUCGAAGGCGAUGCCACGUAUUGCAUCGAUGGGCCCAUCUGCAGCGGUUCCGGCGACCACCUUGGCGGAACCAAGUGCCCCGUCAAGGGCGACGUGGCUGUGCAAGACUGCUUGUCGUCGUUGAAGAGUUACACCGACAGCGGCAAGUGUGUCGCUCCCAAGGACGCGGUAUGCAGCAGGGUCGUCACGGGGGUGUGGGGAUGCAAAUGGUAG